Messenger RNA from Dicrocoelium dendriticum, 297 nucleotides. NCBI's taxonomy places the organism in Eukaryota, Metazoa, Platyhelminthes, Trematoda, Plagiorchiida, Dicrocoeliidae. The record is from the annotation of a GenBank genome assembly.
AUGCAACGAAAAAUUACUUCCGGCCUUCACUGGGCACUCUGGUCAACAUGUGCAGUGAUCCUGAUGAUGCCGCAUAACAUUCAGGUGGACGGGAGAGCGAUGCAAGUGCUUGAGGACAUAGAGACGCAGCCAAACUGGGUAAGCCAGUGGUGGGAAAUGGAAAGGAAGGAACCAGGAAGUGCCCAAGCAUCUUCCCCGGAAUUCAACUGGACAGACGAGCACGAUAUUGAUAGAUCAAAGCGGAAUUUCGUGCGUCUCGGAAAGAGGCAAAGAUUUGCUCGAUUGGGGCGCUUAUGA